AUGUUGGACUACUCCAAUGUUGAUGAUUUAGUAUUCACGAUAAACUCAACUCGGAUCGUUUCUUACAUUAAUGCGGGAUGCAUAGCAAUUUUGUUCUACGAUUGCUUCGAUUGCUUUGAAAAGGAGGUAAACACAAUCUGGAAGAAGAAAUGGACCAUGACGAAGUUCAUGUAUAUUUUAACGAGGUAUUCCGCAGUCCUUGAAGGAGGUAUUGUUAUGUACCAGUUAUCAAUCCCGGGGGAUUGGUACGACGAUUGCUCAUUCGCCUUCAAGCUCAACGCUUGGAUGUUCGUUUUCGGCCUAGGCGUUGGAGAAGUUAUCAUGACCAUCAGGACUUGGGCAGUCUGGCAGAAAAACCGUUUUCUGAUGUUUGCACUUCCAAUAUUUUAUGUCGUUGUUUGGGCAGCUGGGUUUGCCACAACGGCUUUGUUCUUGCAAAGCUUAGAAUUCAAACCUAACCCUCUGACGCCAUAUGUUGGCUGCUACGCAACAUAUACAGACCCGAUUAUAUUUAUAUCCUGGGUACUUCUUCUCUUCUACGACGCAGGUGCGCAGCUCGUCAUCAUGUUACAACUCCCAAGUUACCGCAAAAUAUUUUAA
Psilocybe cubensis is the source of this 600-nucleotide messenger RNA. RefSeq lists its product as uncharacterized. The record is from RefSeq and is a predicted model, not a curated record. Lineage: Eukaryota; Fungi; Basidiomycota; Agaricomycetes; Agaricales; Agrocybaceae. Bases 1 to 600 code for a protein of 199 amino acids. The transcript is spliced from 8 exons.